ACUGUUUGUUACAGCAAUGGCAGGUAACAUUAUUCCAGCAAUCGCCACCACCAAUGCGAUUGUUGCCGGCAUGGUGGUACUCCACGCUCUCAAUGUCCUGCAGGAUCAGUUGGAGAAGUGCCAGUCCGUCUACGUUCGGCUCAGGCCAAACCCCAGGGGACUUAUCAUUGUACCGGAGAAACAUCUGGAGCCACCCAAUCCCAAGUGUUAUGUCUGCUCGCCAAAACCUACAGUGGCGCUGGCAGUGGACACGCAGAAGAUGACAGUGAAGGAACUAGAGGAGGCUGUGCUCAAGAAGGCACUGAACAUGGUUGCCCCAGAUGUCAGAUUAGAUGAUGGGACGGGAUCUAUCAUCAUUUCCAGUGAGGAAGGGGAGACUGAUCAUAAUAACAACAAAACACUGGCGGAAGUUGGAGUGUCAGACCAAACUGUGAUGAUGGUUGAUGAUUUCCUGCAGAACUAUGAACUGGUUGUUGUCGUCUCGCACAAAGAGGAGUUCCCGGAAGGUCUAACAUUCGAGGUGGUGGCUGGCGAUGACGCUAAACCCAAAGAGGAGGAAGUGACCAAGAAUGGAGAGGCCAAGGAGGAGAGUGAUGAUGAUAUGUGUAUCCUGACGGAGCCUGUGGAGGCGGAGGCGGAGGAGAUGGAAGUGGUAGAAGAGCGAGAGGCCCCAUCGUCCGCUAAGCGGAAGUUGAAGGAGAUCGCAGUCCCCGCCAAGAAAAGGAGACGUAACAGUGACGACGUCACAUGCCUAGAUGUAGAUGACGUGUGAAUGUUCAGUGUUCCUUGUGUUCCAUUGCAGUCUGCAAUAAUACUUUCACCAGCCAUUCUAAUAAUUUGGUGAUGUAUUUUUCUAUAAAAUUGUCCAUUGUAAAGCAGUUUCAUAAUUCUUAAACACUAAUAAAAUAUUUGAUUUUGCUGUAUAAUUUCAAAAUAUAAAUUAAUUUUAAUUACACAGUACGUUUUGUAAUGAGUGUAAAAUAAGAGGUUCUAUGUUGUAGUUUAGGUUGUAUUAAUUUAAUGAGUUAUGAUUAUUCAAUGUGAAAAUGGGGAUUGAAUAGAGGCAACCUUGUUAAGAAGUGAGUACUCACUGGGUUGGGAUUGGACAUAAAUGAAAAAAUACAAUCUCUGUACAUGGCACUGAGUGUUAUUUGAAUAGUUCAAUUAUAUAUUAUAAAAAAGUGUCAUUUGAAUAGUUCAAUUAAAUAUUAUAAAAAUUAUCUCAUAAUUUGGGCCACUGUACGAGGUUAAUAAUUGCAGAAGUGGUUCAUUUAUUGGAAGGUACCUAAGUGUUGUGUUCUUAUUUUAUAUAAUAAAUAUUAUAAAUUCUUAAA
Molecule: messenger RNA, 1334 nt
Organism: Homalodisca vitripennis (glassy-winged sharpshooter)
Lineage: Eukaryota; Metazoa; Arthropoda; Insecta; Hemiptera; Cicadellidae
Product: SUMO-activating enzyme subunit 2-like
Exons: 6
Coding region: 17-772 (251 amino acids)
Molecular function (GO): ubiquitin-like modifier activating enzyme activity
Source: RefSeq, a predicted model, not a curated record